Limulus polyphemus (Atlantic horseshoe crab) is the source of this 2529-nucleotide messenger RNA. RefSeq names its product lysine-specific demethylase 6A-like. Lineage: Eukaryota; Metazoa; Arthropoda; Merostomata; Xiphosura; Limulidae. Gene Ontology annotation, cellular component: MLL3/4 complex. Gene Ontology annotation, biological process: regulation of gene expression. The record is from RefSeq and is a predicted model, not a curated record. The transcript has 14 exons. The annotation marks the transcript as partial. Gene Ontology annotation, molecular function: histone H3K27me2/H3K27me3 demethylase activity; protein binding; RNA polymerase II cis-regulatory region sequence-specific DNA binding.
ACCUCGUGUUCUUUAAAACCAUUUCGCGAGCGGACCUUGGCAUUAGUCCAAGUUUGUCGCCGUCACUGCACGUGAACAUUUCUACGAAAUACUUUCCCGUUAUCAUGAACCACGUGGGUUUUGACACGGUUGUGCUGGUAUAAUGUUUAGUUUAGUCUUUCGUAGUUAUAUUUCAUGUAUGAAUUUGAAUGUCUGGCUUUUGUCAUCGUCGUGUGACUAGGAGCAUGUACUUUCGGAUAUAUAUCUAUUGUUUGGCCUGAAGAGAUUCUAUGAAACUUGGAGGAAAGACUUUGUUCAUAGGUGUAAGCUGAGACGUUCAAGAUUUUAGUUGGAGUGGAUGCAUCAUAUUUUUGAAGAGCUACAGGACAAACCCCAAGGGCAGGUCCAAGUCCCACAUCAAUUAAAGUAUCCUCUUGAGAAAGAGAUUCCAUCCGAUCCCAACCUGUGUCUCCAGGGGAACUAUCACGGCAGCUGUGGGAAGGGGCAAGAUGCUUCCCCAUCUCAUAAGCCUGCUGAACAACCAGAGCCCAGUGCUGACGCCUGGUUUUCCCUAGGGGUUUUGUACCAACAGCAGAACCUGGCUAUGGAUGCUUUAAGAGCAUACAGCUGUGCAGUCCAGGUAGACAGUGGCUAUUCCCCAGCUUGGAUUAACCUUGGUGUUUUGUAUGAAAGCUGUAACCAACUUCACGAUGCAGUGAAAUGUUAUCUUAAUGCUGGAAGAAACAAAGGGCCAGUAAAUCCAAAUUUGGCAGCACGAAUUCACUUUCUACAGGAAAAACUGAUGAGCACUAUACCAAACAGCUUACAGAGCCCAAGACAACUGCCAUACAUUGGGGAUAGUGAUGUGUGUCUAAUAUAUAAACAGAAAAACUUGAUGAAUCAUCAGCAUCAGGUCUCACCUAAUGAAUUGAAUAUGGUGAAUCAAAGCAGUGCAAAACUUAAGUGGAAUAAUGAAGAUGACCAUUACAACAAUGCAAUUACCAAAAAAAUGAAGAUGGCAUGUGGAUACUCGCACAUCACUAGAUGUCAGUCUACAGGUGAGGCUGUAGUACCAGCCUCCACAAGUAGGUGCUCAAAUAGUUUAUUACAGUACACAUCAGAUGGUGAAGGCUUGACCAGGAUAAGCACAGUAUAUACCAAGACAAUACCAUCCACCCUGUGGCCAAGGGAAAAUAACUUUUCUCAGAUCUAUCCAUCUCAUUUGUCAAAUCUUGCCUCAUCAGUGACUAAUGAACAGCAAAAUAAUACCACAAUGUCUGUAACAGACUUCAAAUCAUAUAAGCCAUUUCACUCUCACCACUCUGAAAAUAGUCCAAUCUCUGUCUAUAAACCAGGACUUCUGGGAGGGUUUUCUGGAACACCAGGAGUUCAUCAGCAAGGUGAAAACUUUUUCUUACAGGAACAUAUACAAGCAGAAGAUAGUAUCAGGAGUCCACAAGAAAGGGCAAUAGCUACUACUAAAACAGCUAAUUUUACUAAUGCUAAUGCCGUGUUACCCCAGACAGACCUCACUACCUCUUUAGCUGAGGAUUUUUUGGUGCACCUUGUGGGUGAACAGCACAUAAACCAUCGGAUUGAUGGUGAUGAGUUAAAUAUUUCAGAAGAUGUACCAAGUGCUCAAGUUAAUGUGUUCAACUCGGAAUCAUUUCAAGACCAGAUUACAGGUCAGAGAUCAGCAAGUAGAUUACUGCAACAGACAGAAUUCAGUGAGCAUGUGUAUACCAAAAAACCAGACUUGCAUAAAAGUCUCUUAGAACCUCAGGUGAUAGUUAAAAAAUUGCCAGAGCCUAAACAUCCUGUCACUCCUUCUAUUAGUAUGAGUGCUUCUGAAGUGAUGGCUACCUGUAAGGAAUUGACCAGAAAUGGUAUGGCUUCAUCUCUCAUUAAAUGGGAACUCUGUCCACUAGUGCCACCCCCUGAGGCUCCUUCCUCACUGCCUGUUAUAGAAUUACUCCCGCCCACACCAAGUGUCUUUUUGGAAAGCAGAAAAGAUGCUUUCUCCCCUCAGCUCCAAGACUUCUGCCUUACUCACCCCAUUUCUGUGAUUCGAAAUAUUGCUACAGUCCUGAAGUUGGAUUUGGGUUUAUUUUCAACUAAAACUCUAGUAGAAGCUAAUCCAGAUCACAGCAUUGAAGUCAGAACACAACUAAUGCAGUCAUCUGAUGAGAACUGGGACCAAGAGAGAACUAAACUAAUAUGGAGAUGUGAGAGUCACCGAUCACACACUACAAUUGCUCGUUAUGCACAGUAUCAAGCCUCCUCUUUCCAGGAAUCUCUCAGUGAAGAACAAGAAAGAGACACUGACAGUGAUUCAGCAUCUUCCUCACACACACUAAGAGGAAAGAAAGGGAAGAAAGCUAGUACAUUCAAGACAAUAAAGUUUGGAACAAAUGUUGAUCUUUCUGAUGAGCGCAAGUGGAGGACACAGCUUCAAGAGCUAACUAAGCUGCCAGCUUUUGCCAGGGUACAAAUUUAUUUGAAUAUUUAUUUAGAAAUAUUAGAAUGUUUUAUGGAUUUGUCCAAGUUACU